This is a messenger RNA of Clarias gariepinus (North African catfish), 2116 nucleotides long. It is a transcript of the gene anxa13, whose product is annotated as annexin A13. Lineage: Eukaryota; Metazoa; Chordata; Actinopteri; Siluriformes; Clariidae. The record is from RefSeq and is a predicted model, not a curated record. Gene Ontology annotation, molecular function: calcium ion binding; calcium-dependent phospholipid binding. Bases 115 to 1065 code for a protein of 316 amino acids. Gene Ontology annotation, cellular component: cytoplasm. The transcript has 11 exons.
GUUAAUCGGCCGACUCCCGAUGACGUCAUCCGUUUAGACGGUCUCUCUCUCUCUGUUCUGUCUGACGCUCAGCUCAGUUCCAGAUUCCAGACUUCAGGAGGAAAAAACUACACAAUGGGAAACUGUCAGCCUACAGUAUAUCCUUAUGAGGACUUUGACGUCGUGGCCGACAUCAAGGCCAUCCGCAAAGCCUGCAAAGGUCUAGGCACUGAUGAAAAGGCCAUCAUUGAAAUCUUGGCCAAUCGCUCAGCGGCUCAGCGCAUGGAGAUAAAGCAGGCUUACUUUGAGAAAUACGAUGAUGAGCUGGUGGACGUGCUGAAGAGCGAGCUGGCUGGGAAUUUCGAGAAAGCCAUUCUCGCCAUGCUGGACCCGCCGCACGUGUUCGCCGUGAAGGAGCUGCGCAAGGCGAUGAAAGGAGCGGGCACUGACGAGGACGUCCUGGUGGAGAUACUCUGCAGUGCCUCCAAUGCUGAAAUUGCUACUUACAAGGAUACCUACUUCCACGUGCAUGAGCGGGACCUGGAGGCGGACAUCGAGGGAGACACCAGCGGUGAUGUCAGGAGGCUGCUAACACUGCUCCUCGAGGGGAAUCGAGAUGAGACGUAUGAAGUGGACGAGAAUCUGGCUGAAGAAGACGCCGUGUCACUGUUUGAGGCUGGAGAGGGCCGCUUCGGCACAGACGAGUCGACGUUCAGCUACAUCCUGGCCACCAGGAACUACCUGCAGCUCCAGGUCACGUUCAAAGCCUACGAAGCCAUUUCUGGAACGGAGAUUCUGGAUGUCAUCGAGAAUGAAACUUCAGGAACGCUGAAGAAGUGUUACGUCGCACUGGUGAGAUGUGCUAAGAAUCCGCAGCUGUACUUUGCUCGGCGUCUGAAUGCCGCCAUGAAGGGAGCAGGUACUGACGAGGACACCCUCAUCCGCAUCAUUGUCAGCCGCUCCGAGAUCGAUCUGGAGACGAUUAAGGACAUGUACCUGGAGAAAUACGACGUACCUCUGAAGGAAGCCAUCAGCUCUGAGUGUAGUGGAGACUUCAAGCGUCUCCUGGUGGCCAUCUGUCAUUAAGGCAUUAACGCUUACGCUAAUAAGGAGAAACUAACACACACAACUGGCCGCGGGACAUAGUGCACACAACAUGUCCAGUUCAACACUAUCCGUAGUUCUGAUGUGGUCCUGAUUUAGAAAUCGAAUCUGGAGAGAUGCAGUGAAGAAAACAGUGAUUUGAUGGUGCAUCGUGAAUGAAUGAAUAAAUAAAUAAAUAAAUAAAUCAAUUAGGCAGAGAUGUAACAAAUGGUGCAAAGGUUAACUCGCACAACCAUGUGGGAAAUUAACUAUAUGUCCACAGUAGUGAUAACAUGUGGUAUGUAAUGCUAUAACACAAUGCCAGUAUUUUAUUUUAUUUUAUUAUAUUAUAUUUUAUUUUAUCCUAAUUGCCUGCCUGAUAUAUGAUGGUAUCGCUCUAGCACGCUAUUUAGCGUGAACAUGCCUCUUUACAUAAAACUUGAACAUGCUUAAGUGACUGUGAGAAAGAAAUUUGCUAUGCAGUUUUAAAAGUUGUAAAGUAAAGUAAACCAAAAGAGCAUUUCAUGUCAUUUACAGUCAGACACUUUAUAACGUACGGUCGUUGAAGUAAGAAAUCUGUGACGUAGCUUUAGCUUUUCUCACUUAUCAUGGCCAGCCUUGUUUCUCUCAUUGUGUACUAACACAAAUAUAUUAUAUUUUAAUGUAUUAGAAGUCCAUUAUAUUUUACAUUAUGAGUAAUGUUUAGAGUUUAUAUCACAGCCUAUAGCUUAAAAGGUAAAAAUGGUCUUAGUGACAUUGCUAGAAUAAGUAAUGGCACACGCUCGCCUGCUGCUGUCUUUUUAAAAAAAUACCUUGUCACAUUCUUGAUAAAAUAAAUGGCAGCUGGGUUUUUAACAACUAGAUUUUAAUCCAUUCAAAUGAAUUUUCUUCUACUUCUUGUGACUUAAUGUGGCACAGCUUGCUAGUGUGUUGUAGCUGUUGAAUGAGAUCAGUUGAUGGGACCAGACUCUACCUUCUGGAACGAUAUGAAUGAAAGACCAAAAAUUGCCUGAAAUACAUUGUUUAAAAUAUCCCAAUAAAUCUUAUUAGAAAU